GAUCUUACCUCUUUUUUGCUUUUUCCGUUCUCCAGUUAAAAACAUGAAAAACAGUUUGCAUUCUGGAGCAGUGAAGAGACAGUUCUAGAAGAACUUAGCAAAACUUUGCGCCACUCCGACGAAUUGGCCUAUCUUGUUUAUGCAUGAGUGUCUUCUGCAAAAUUAGAACUACUUUGGGUUCCUUUAAAGAAGUGCAUUUGCUCGGAAUGCUUGCUUAUGCCUGAGAGUUCUGCCUCCUUCCUCCCCCACCCCCACCCCUCCUUGCUCUUUGGCACAACCUCUUUCCUAAAACUCCACUCAGAUGGCUGUAAUGCUGUAUUUGGAGUAAUUGGGAUUACCUUGAGAGCUGUUCCUGAAGCCAUACCUGGCAGUCAUCUAAAUUACAGCUGGAAGAAUUCAUUAGAAUGAAUGAAAACGGGCACUUUGACGUUCAAAGCCCAUCCUGUGUUCUCUGUGGACGGACAGAUGACUGCCCUGAAAAGUAUGGAGAAAAAAGAACAUAUGUGGAAUACAAUCUCACUGUUCAUUAUUACUGUUUGUUGAUGUCAAGUGGCAUUUGGCAGCGAGGGGAAGAAGAUGAAGGUGUAUACGGCUUUUUAAUCACAGAUAUAAGAAAAGAAGUAAAUAGAGCUGCAAAAUUGAAAUGUAAUAUCUGUAAGAAGAAAGGUGCUUCAAUUGGAUGUGUAGCUCCCAAAUGCAAGCGAAGCUACCAUUAUCCCUGUGGGGUCCAAAAGGAAUGUAUUUUCCAGUUCAUGGAAGACUUUAGGUCUUACUGUUGGGAACAUAAACCAGUCCAAAAGUUUUCAGUUAAGGAGUCUAAAGAAUCUUCACAGUGUACAAUAUGCCUGGAUUUGGUUGAACAGCUUCCACUGUACAGUGUACUGAAAAGUCCUUGCUGUAAAAAUGCUUGGUUUCAUCGCGAAUGCUUGCAGUAUCAAGCGUUGAGUGCUGGGGUGUUUUUCUUUAGGUGUACAGUAUGUAAUAACAAGGACAAAUUUCAGAAAGAAAUGUUGAGAAUGGGCAUACACAUUCCAGAAAAGGAUGCAUCUUGGGAACUUGAAGAGAAUGCAUAUCAAGAACUACUGCAAUGUUAUCAGCACUGUGACAUUAGAAGAUGUCUCUGCAAGAAAGGAAGAGACUAUAAUGAACCUGAUAGUAAAUGGGAAAUAAAGCGUUGUCAGUGUUGCGGUUCCCGUGGCACUCACCUGGCCUGUUCAUCUAUGAAAUCAUGGGAACAAAAUUGGGAGUGCAUGGAGUGCAGAAGUAUCUUUGCAAAAUCAGGGAACUAUAGCAAACAGCAAAAGCGUUCUUUGGCUACUUCUGAAAAGACAGAUGGGACAACUUGUUUGAUGGAAGAGCCUUCUCCAAAGAGUCCUCGGCAGUCAUCUGGAUCUCAACACAGCUAUCUCCUCCAAUCAUCAAAGAUAAUGUGCCAGAGCAACUUGACUCCCUGCUCGCGCCUAGAACUUCCAGCAUCCAACAGAAUGACAAUGUCUUUAUCUCCACUCAUGUCAAACAGGAACUGGUCAUUGAGGAAAAAGCAUCUAAGACAGCAAAGAAGGGAAGUAUCUGAUAUACUGAAGGAAUUAAAGCUACAAGUUAAUACAAAAACUUCAAGGCUUAACAUCAAUACAGAAAAUAUCUGGAACAGUGCUUUAAAGGGAUUUAGACAGCGCAACUUCAAUCCUACAAAUUCCAUUGAAAUAAAGUUCACAAACUGCAAAAACAGAUUCAAGACAGUUAGUUUUGAUGGAUCCAAACAUCAUUUCUUCCAGUUAUUAAUGCUUCAUCUUCAGAACUCAUCACUGUUUGAGGGCUCUUCUGUAAAGAAUCUAUCCCUUGAUUCUCAAGCUGUAAAAGAGAAUCUCUAUUUUGAAGCUGGCAAAAUGAUUGCAGUUUCUUUGGUUCACGGUGGCCCAUCUCUUGGCUUCUUUUCCAAAACGUUGUUCAAUUGUCUUGUCUACGGUCCAGAGAACGUGAAACCAGCCUUGGAAGAUGUUGCUGAUGUUGGUGUAGCACAAACAAUAAAAAAGAUAAAGUAUUCAAAUAGUCUAUCCAACCUACAGUCAACAGUACAUGACUGCUAUGAAUUUCUUGCUGCUGCUGGAUGUUUAAGACCUGUAACAGCUUUGUGUGACAAAAAUAUGCUGGUGAAUGACAUAUUGAUCCAUCAUGUAAUCAAGAGAAUUAUUUCUCCUUUGGAAAGUUUUAAGCAAGGUUUAAAAACACUCGGUGUGCUAGAGAAAAUGCAAGCGCAUCCAGAUGCGUUCUCCAGCAUAUUUUGUCACAAACCUGAAAGACUUUCAGCAGAAACUCUUUGUGAUCUCUUUACCAUUGAUUGUUCAUCAGAUAAAAAUAAAGUUGAAGGUGCUGAUUUUUGGAUGGGUUAUUUGCAGGAUGUGGAAAGUGGAGAAUCUGUAAUAACACUGGAGGACAUUCUGCUCUUUGGAACAGGCUCUAUUUCUAUACCACCCAUUGGUUUUGAUCCUGAACCCACUGUUAAAUUUUUGCACAAAAGGUAUCCUGUUGGAAACAGACUCCGUAAUUGCCUAGAGCUCCCAAUAACAAAGACAUAUGAGCAGUUUAAAAGCAAAAUGGAGUUCACCAUCAGAAACACACUAAGAGUAGAAAGAGAAUAGGUAUUUUUGUUAUGAAACUGAAUGCUGAAAACUUUCAGUUUUUCUGUGGGAGUAUGUGCUUGCAAGUUGUUACUACAUUUUCAGACAGCGUGCUUUCUGCCUCUUUCCAGUUUUCCCCCUGAAGAUAUGCUAAAAGUAGUAAUUGUGCAAGAUGGAAAAUAAUUUUCAAAUGUAAAUUUGAUACUUUCUGUUGAAUCAUUUUCAUGUUUGAAGUUGGCUUCAAGAGCCAGCAGUCUCUUGCAGCACAGUCCUUAAAAAUUGGUACUCUUGCUAUAGACAGAUGUGAAAUGUUACAUAUCUCCAAGACAUUUUAGCUAUUUCCAAGACCUAAAUAUGUAUAUAUUACAUACUUCAGUAACUUAUUUAUCAAAGUCCAAUCAGGUGCAUUUUAAAGAUAACUGCUGUAGAGCCUCGUCUCAAGUAAAACUGUGAUGCAGUUUUUUCCUGUUGUUCCUUAUAUACUUUUUCAGUAAUCUUUUCAUUGAUUCACUUACAUUUUGAUUCCUUUAAGCCUAUGAAAGUUAGGAAACAUGGAGUUGUAAAGGUGUUGUUUAGUGCAUUAAAAUAUAACUGAAAUCUGGAGAAAAUCUAGACAAAAUAAGUACAAGAACAAAAUCUGAUUUUUAACUUGUUUUUGCUGUUAAAUAAAAUCUUUGGCAUUUGCACACGUUUCUGCAUUAUACUGUUAUACGAUGAUUGUUAACUUCCCAUAUAGCCAAAACAAACGCUGAGGUAAAUCUUUAAUAUGCAAAAGUAAGUGAUUUUAAAAAAAAUAAAUAUAAAAAUCAUUGACUAUGAAAGCUGUGCAUAAAAUCUUAUUGCUCAUUAGAACAUGGUGCUACUUCUUGCAUGAAGUCAGUAUUUUUGUAGGACUAUGUCCUGAAACUGAUCUGUUAAAGUACAGUGUCAACCAUCAAAUUUUUUCUGAGUGCUUGACACUUUUUUCUAGCUUUUAUUCUAAGCUCCUUCUUUUCAAUUUGCUUUUUGAGCAACUUGAACUGUAUAAAAUAUUUUGUAAUUCUGCAGUAUUUGUAUAAAUAAUAAGCUAUGAAAAAUCAGUAUGUCUACAGGUGUCUGGAUCAACAAAUAUUUGGCCUUAAUGAAUAUUCAAGUGUUAUCAGUAGUAAAAUUCCUAUAUGGAACCACCUUAAUGUUACUGAUAUUCAAAUUGUGAAACUUAAAGGAAGAUUUUUUAAAAAUGGAUUCAAGUCUUCUGAAAUUGUUUUUUCCUGUAUUAGU
Messenger RNA from Rhea pennata, 3878 nucleotides. It is a transcript of the gene G2E3, whose product is annotated as G2/M-phase specific E3 ubiquitin protein ligase. Gene Ontology annotation, molecular function: ubiquitin-protein transferase activity. Lineage: Eukaryota; Metazoa; Chordata; Aves; Rheiformes; Rheidae. The record is from RefSeq and is a predicted model, not a curated record. The transcript has 17 exons. Gene Ontology annotation, cellular component: nucleus. The coding region runs from base 405 to 2639 and encodes 744 amino acids.